AUGGCUGGAGCUCUGGGCCUGUGCCGGGAAGUCAAAAUCGGGCCUCCGAUGCUUCCCGGCCACAUGACACCAGACACGCCCCUUUCCUGUCCUCCCUCUAAUGCAGACGGACCUUAUGGGCUCAGGGUCAGCUCAGACCGCGGCCUGAGAGUGGGCGAGGUCUUCACCGUUGACCUCGGCGGGGCCGUCCGGUUCGACUGCUCGGCGGACUCCAACCCCCCCAACGUUUACUCGUGGAUCCAGCGGGACGACAAUUGCACCCAAGUGAUCGAGCACGGCCCCCACCUGGAGGUGGCUCUGGAGGGCCUGGGCCGGAGCACCGACUACAUGUGCCGGGCCUACAACAACGUCACGGGGCGGCGAGGGGAGGCUCCCUUCACUGUGAUCAUCACGUCUCUAGGUAAGAACUCUGACCCAGGUAGCUGUGGGAGCCACUCUGACCUCAUGCUCUCCAUCUGGAGGAGGCAGGAUUUGAACCCCAACCUUCUCACCUUUAAUACAGCGCCGCUUACGUGUGGCUCAGGGGAGAGGAUUCUGGCCUUUGUGGAGGGCCGGGCAGGAGCGCAGCCUAAAGAGGAGAAGGGCAGGGCGCGCCGUCCAGAACGGCGGAGCCGGAGGCAGAGCUGGACCGCUGGAGAGGAGGCCGACCCGCCGGCCGGGCCCCAGGACCCCCAGGAAGAAGGCGCCUCUGUGACACCCAGCGAUGGGGCUGGCCCCGGGGCGCGCGUCCCUGCGCUCCCGGAGAGCCUCCGGCAGGAGCCCGUCGUUUUCCAGGCCGGGCCAGAGGCUGUCUCCGGGCCUCUCCAGGGCCGGGGACCGGAUCACCUCCCCAGCCAUCCGUCCCGGGCCCCUUUUCUUCUUCUGAAGACUCUGUGGCUCAUGGGCCGUCACCACUACACCAAUGAGCUCCCCCUCACCACUGCACACAGUAGGUGCUUAAUCAGUGUUCACUGGCUUGUCCUGGAAACUCUGAUUUCUCUUUCAGGCCAUGAAGAUGCCCUGGCUGACUUUGGGAUUUAUGAAUUUGUGGCCUUUCCAGAGCCUUCCACCGCUCCCAGGAUGCCCAGCAGGCCCCUCCGUGGCUCCGAGUGGGGGCCCGGGCAGGAGGUCUACGGCACAAUUUAUGAAGUUAUCCAGCACGUCCCCGCACAGGAGCAGCAGGGCCGUCCGGAGUAGGUGGGAGCCCGGGAGCCCAGGUCCGGUCAGAGAAAGCAGCCCCAGCCCACAGCCGUCACCUGCCUCCUGUCGGAGGCACACCUCAGCAGGGUAUUAGGCCCCCGAGAGCAGCCUCUGAGCAUUCAGGACCUCAACUCCGGGGGCCGUGCAGCCCACACCAGACUCCAACCCCUUGUCUCCCUGCUCCAGAACGGGACUUCCCGGAACGGCAGAAUCGUUCAUCCCCCCCGCUGUCGACGCACGUCCUGCCUGCUGCCGCCCUAGCUCUGAUGUUCACUCAGGCUGAGUACUCCAUCCCUGGAAAGGCUCCUGGGGAGGGGGCUGCCAGUCUCUUCCCUGGGUUCAGGGACAGAUCCAGCACUGUAGGUGAGAAGGAGAAACGUCCUUGUCCAGAGGCCACCUCUACCGUCCGCAGAGAGAGGAAGGUCAUUCUGGGCCUCUGAACUGGACCAACAGUCCCAGCAGAACUGGCUCCUGGACCCCUUAACCCAGGGGGCAACGGCCCCCCAUUCCCAGUUGUCUAAUAUCAAAGCUGGCUCCUUCCUGCCCGCCACCCCUCCCCUCUUCUUCCUUUUUUCCCCUUCCCACCCCCAAGCUUUCCUGGACCCUGAGAGAAUCGUGGGGUGACAAGUCUCUGCCCCCCCAUUCAUUUCUCCCAGUGAUUCCCACAGGGGACCAGGAAAACAUAGCUGGCAACAAGCCUUUUGUAAAAUGCCAAGGACAGCUGGGUUUUCAUCACCCCCGCCAAUUAAGAGUCAUGGUUUCCAAAAAGAAAGGAAGUUGGGGAAAUCUAGGAGGUUUGGAACCAUGAGGCUUGUGUUUGUGCGCCUCCCUUUAAAACUUAGAAAGGGCAGCUUCUGGCCACGGGCAGGAAAUGUCCACUGAGGGCUGAAAAAAAUAGAUUUGCCUAAAGUCUUCAUCAUCUCGAAUCCAGCUUCAGGGCUUUGCACAAAGACCCAAGGAGUUACCCUUGUGUGCACAGAAGCACAGAGGGAAACCGCUUCUCCUCUUUUCCUCUGCCUUCAUUUGUGGGAGCCUUUGCCUUUGGGCCUGGAGAAAUCCCAUUUACAUUUUCUGUUGUGUUGCUUUAAAUGUUGUCCUUAUUAGGGAGAGAAUUAGAAUAACACGACUAGAAGGGAAACAUCCCCAGAAAUGAGAUGACAUGUCCCCAGAAAAGACCUCAAACAUCCCCAGAAAGGAGCUCAAACAUCCCAAGAAAAGAAUUCAAAUAUCCCCAGAAAAGACACAAACAACCCCAGAAAGGACCUCAAAUGUUCCCAGAAAGGAGAUCAAACAUCCGCAGAAAAGAGCUAAAACCUCCUCAGAAAGAAGCUCAAACAUCCCCAGUAAGGAGAUCAAACAUCCCCAGUAAGGAGAUCAAACGUCCCCCAAAAGGAGCCCAAAUGUCCACAGAAAAGAGUUCAAAUAGCCCGAGAAAAGAGCACAAACACCCCCAGAAAGGAGAUCAAAUGUCCCCAGAAAGAUCAACCAUCUCCAGAAAGGAGAUCAAACAUUCCCAGAAAAGAGCUCAAAUGUCCCCAGUAAGGAGCUCAAACAUCCUCAGAAAAAAAACUCAAAAGUCCCUAGAAAGGAAUUCAAAAGUCCCCCCAAAAGCUCAAAUGCCCCCAGAAAAGAAGCCCAAACAUCCCCAGAAUGGAGCUCAAAUGCCCCCAGAAAAGAUGUCAAACGUCCCCAGAAAGGAGAUUAAAUGUUCCUAGUAAGGAGAUCAAAUGUCCCCAGUAAGGAGAUCAAAUGUCCCCAAUAAGGAGAUCAAACAUCACCAGAAAAGAGUUUAAAUAGCCUGAGAAAAGAACACAAACACCCCCAGAAAGGAGCACAAAUGUUCCCAGAAAGGAGAGCAAACAUCCCCAGAAAGAUCAACCAUCUCCAGAAAGGAGAGCAAACAUCCCCAGAAAAAAGUUAAAACUGCCCCAGAAAGGAGCUCAAAGUAAGUCCCCAGUAAGGAGAUCAAAUGUCCCCCAAAAGGAACCCAAACAUCCCCAGAAAAGAGUUCAAAUAGCCCUAGAAAAGAGCACAAACACCCCCAGAAAGGAGCUCAAACAUUCCCAGAAAGGAGAUCAAAUAUCCCCAGAAAGAUCAACCAUUUCCAGAAAGGAGAUCAAACAUCCCCAGAAAAGAGCUAAAACCUCCCCAGAAAGGAGAUCAAACGUUCCCAGGUAGGAGCUCAAACAUCCUUAGGAAAAAACUCAAAGAUCCCUAGAAAGGAGUUCAAAAGUCCCCCUGAAAAAUAGCCCAAACAUCCCCAGAAUGGAGCUCAAAUACCCCAGAAAAGACGUCAAACGUCCCCAGAAAAAAAUCAAAUGACCCAAAAAAAAGCUCAAAAUUUCCCCGAAAAGGAGCUCAAACGUCCCCAGAAAAGAGUUCAAACGUCCCCAGAAAGGAGGUCAAACAUCCCCAGUAAACAGCACAAACAACCCCAGAAAGAAGCUCAAAUGUUCCCAGAAAGCAGAUCAAACAUCCCCAGAAAGAUCAACCAUCUCUAGAAAAGAGCUAAAACCUCCCCAGAAACGUCUCCAAAAAAGAGCUCAAACAUCGCCAAUAAAGAUCUCAAACAUACGCAGAAAAGAGUUCAAACAUCCCCAGAAGGAAGCUCAAACGUCUCCACAAAGAUCAACCAUCCCCAGAAAGAUCAAACAUCACCAGGAAGGAGCUCAAAUGGCCCAGAAAAGAGCUCACAUAUCCCCCAAAAGGAGCUCAAACGUCCCCUAAAGAGCUCAAACGUGCCCAGAAAAGAACACAAACAUCCCCAGAAAGGAGCUCAAACGUCCCCAGAAAGGAGAUCAAACAUCUCCAGAAAGGAGAUCAAAGGUCCCCAGAAAGGAGAUAACCGUCCCCAGAAAGGUCAAACAUGCUCAGAAAAGAACUCAAAGGUCCUCAGAAAGGAGCUCAAACAGCCCCAGAAAGGACAUCAAAAGUCCCCAGAAAGGAACUCAAACUUCUCCAGAAAGAAGAUCAAACGUUCCCAGAAAGGGGCUCAAACAUCCUCAGAAAAGAACUCAAAAAUUCUCAAAAAGGAGCUCAAAUGCCCCCAGAAAAGACCUCAAAUGUCCCCAGAAAGGGAUCCAAUGUCCCCAGAAAGAUCAAUCAUCCCCAGAAAGGAGAUCAAACAUCCCUCCAAAAAGAGCUCAAACAUCUCCAGAAAAGAAUUCAAACGUCUUCAGAAAGGAUAUCAAAUGCCUGCAGAAAAUAGCUCAAACGACUCAAGUAAAGAUAUCAAACAUUCUCAGAAAAGAGCUCAAACGUCCUAAGAAAGGAACUCAAAAAUCCCCAGAAGAGAUCAAACAUCUCCAGAAAAGAGCUCAAACGUCUCCAGAAAAAAGUGCAGACAUUUCCAGAAAGUAUAUCAAAGUUCCCAGAAAAGAGCUCAAACACACUCAGAAAGAUCAAACGUCUCCAGGAAAGAGCUCAAACGUCUUCAGAAAGGAGCACAAACAUCCACAGAAAACGGAUAAAACGUUCCCUGAAAGGAGCUCAAACAGCCCCAGAAAGGAGCUCAAACGGGCCCUGAAAGGAACUCAACCGGCCCCAGAAAGGAGCUCAAAUGUCUCCAGAAAAGAGCACAAACAUCUACAGAAAGCAGCUCAAAUGUUCGCAUAAAGGAGCUCAAAAACCCCAGAAGAGAACAAACAUCCCCAGAAGAGCUCAAACAUAUCCAGAAGAGUUCAAACACCUCCAGAAAGGAUAUCAAAUGUCUUCAAAAAAGAGCUCAAACAUUUUCAGAAACAUCAAACGCCUGCAGAAAAGAGAUCAAGCAUCCCCAGAAGAGCUCAAACGUCCACAGAAAGCUCAACUUCCCUAGAAAAGAGCUCAGACAACCCAAGAAAGGAGAUCAAACAUCCCCAGAAUUCAAAUGUCUCCAGAAAAGAGCUCUAAUGUCUGUAGAAAGGAGCUCAAACAUUCCCAGAAGAGCUCAAACUUCUCCAAAUAAAAGCUCAAAGACAUCCAGAAAGGAUAUCAAAGUCCACAGAAGAGAGCUGACGUCCCCUGAAAAGAGCUGAAAGGGCCCCAGAACAGCUCAAACGCCUGCAGAAAAGAGCUCAAACUUCCCCAGGAGAGAACUCAAACAUCCCCAGAAGAGAGCAUAAACCUCCCCAAAAGGAGCUCAAACACAGAAAAGAGCCCAAACAUCUCCAGAAAGGAGCUCAAACGUCCCCUGAAAGGAGCUCAAAAAUCCCCAGAAAGAAGCUCAAAAGUCCCCAAAAGGAAUCAAACGUCCCCAGAGGAGCUCAAACGUCCCAAAAAAAGAGCUUAAACGUUCCUAGAUCAGAGUUCAGACAUCCCCAGAAAGGAGCUCAAACAUCCCCAGAAGAGCUCAAAUGUCUCAGAAAAGUCAAACGUCUCCAGAAAGAAGCUCAAACUUCCCUAGAAAAGAGCUCAGACGAACCCAGAAAGGAGAUCAAAUGUCCCCAGAAAUCAGAAAAACAUCUCCAGAAAAGAGUUCAAAUGUUUCCAGAAAGGAUAUCACAUGUCUUCAGAAAAGAGCUCAAACGUUUCCAGCAACAUCAAACUUCUGCAGAAAAGAGCUGAAAUGUCUCUACAAAUAAGCUCAAAUGUGCCAGAAAAGAGCUGAAACAUUUCUAGAUAAGAGCUCAGACUUCUUCAGAAAGCUCAAACCUUCCCAGAAAAACUCAAAAGUCUCGAGAGAAAAGCUCAAACAUCCCCAGAAGAACUCAAACAUGUCCAGAAUAAAAGCGCAAACAUCUCCAGAAAGAAUAUCAAAGUCCCCAGAAAAGAGCUCAAACGCAGAGUUUAAAUGUCCCAGAAAAGAGCUUAUAUGUCUCCAGAAAGUAUAUCAAAUACCCAAAAUAGAUCAAAUGUCCCAUGGCUCAAACAUCUCCAGAGCUCAAACGUCCCUAGAUAAGACUUCAAACCUCCCCAGAGAUGAGUUCAAACAUCUCCAUAAAAGAGCUCGACGGUCUCCAGAAAGGAUGUCAAACAUCCCCAGAAAAGAGCUAAAACGUCCCCAGAAAAGAUCAAACAUCUCUAGAAAAGAGCUCAAAUGUCAAUGCUAAAAUGUCCCCAGAAAAGACCUUAGAUGUCCCUGGAAAGGAGAACAAACAUCCCCUGAAAGGGCUAAAACGUCCCCAGAAAAGAUCAAACAUCUCUAGAAAAGAGCUCAAAUGUCAAUGCUAAAAUGUCCCCAGAAAAGACCUUAGAUGUCCCCGGAAAGGAGAACAAACAUCCCCUGAAAGGGCUAAAACGUCCCCAGAAAAGAUCAAACAUCUCUAGAAAAGAGCUCAAAUGUCAAUGCUAAAAUGUCCCCAGAAAAGACCUUAGAUGUCCCUGGAAAGGAGAACAAACAUCCCCUGAAAGGGCU
Sarcophilus harrisii (Tasmanian devil) is the source of this 6514-nucleotide messenger RNA. It is a transcript of the gene HEPACAM2, whose product is annotated as HEPACAM family member 2. NCBI's taxonomy places the organism in Eukaryota, Metazoa, Chordata, Mammalia, Dasyuromorphia, Dasyuridae. The record is from RefSeq and is a predicted model, not a curated record. The coding region runs from base 1 to 1176 and encodes 391 amino acids. The transcript has 7 exons.